AUGCGUCAACCAUGUUCGAUUGAGAAAUGCAUGCGCAAAUCACGUUGGCUGUGUGAUUGUUGUCAACAACAUCUUUGUUUACAACAUUUAAAUGAACAUAAUGCUAUACUUAUUUCUCAAUUGAAUCCUUUAACUGAUAAAAUUAAUGCACUUGAGGAUCGUCUCAAUACGUUAAACAUUCAAAAGACAAUUGAUAGUGGUCGUCAAAAACUUGAACAAUGGCGUCAAGAUUGUUAUAAGAAGAUUGAUUGUUUAUUUGAACAAAAAUGUCGAGAAAUUGAUCAACUUGUUAAUGAAAAAGUUGACCAACAACGAGAAGAACUCAAUCGAAUACAUUCGAAAACAACUGAAUUUAUCAAUGCACAAGAAACAAGUCGUCAAGAUAUUGAUUUAUUAAAAUCAACUAUUCGUCAGCUUGAAACAAAUAUGAACGAAAUCGAACGAACACGUUUUACCAUCACUACUCGUCCAUUACUACUAGACGACACGUUCGUUUAUAUUACGAAAAUGACUGAAACAGAACUUGAUCUAUCAUAUCUUUCGCCUCCAUACACAACGAUUCAUCGUAGUGAAGGAAGUUGUCGAUCAUUAACUAGUAAUGAUCGACAUUUUUUGAUACAUCAAGAACCUAAUUUAUGUUUAUUUGAUCGAGAAAUGAACAUGGUUAAAUCAAUGUCAUGGCCGUACAAUACAAUCUGGGACAUGUGUUGGUCAUCAGCAUUAGAUCGAUUCAUUAUACUUGGGAAAAAGAACAUCUUUCUCAUUAAUGAAAAUACCAUGUCAAUUGAUAAUCUGUACACAGUUUCAAAACGAGAUUUGCUGUCGUGUACAUGUUCUGAUAUAGUUCUUUUUGUAUGCACAAAUGAAGGUGCUUCAUCCGUUCUUGAAUUCAUAUUAUUUCCAUCAAUUGAAUUGAUUAGAGAAUGGAACUCUCCUCUUACAUGUAUGAAAGAUGAAAUUAUCAAUGAUAUUGUUUACAAUAACGGACAUCUUGCUUUGAUAGUUAAAAAUAAAUCAGAGAAAUCCCUUCGUAUUGAAUUGAGAAAUGCAGAGACACUCGAUCGUAUCUGGAGACUUCAACUUGAUAUUAGAUGUGCUCAGAAGAUACCAUUUCGUUGUUGUGCACUCUCUGGUAAUGAAUGGCUCAUUGUCGACUAUGAGACUGAUCGUCUGUUACAGAUUACAAAAGAUGGGAAAAUGAAAACAGAAAUAAAAUAUAGUCCAACUCCCUGUCGUGCUCUUAUGUUCGAUACAAAUGAGCUAGCUAUAUCAACUGUCGAUGGAGUAAACCUGCAUACAAUUUAA
Messenger RNA from Rotaria sp. Silwood1, 1305 nucleotides. The record is from the annotation of a GenBank genome assembly. NCBI's taxonomy places the organism in Eukaryota, Metazoa, Rotifera, Eurotatoria, Philodinida, Philodinidae.